This is a messenger RNA of Psylliodes chrysocephalus, 14007 nucleotides long. The record is from the annotation of a GenBank genome assembly. Lineage: Eukaryota; Metazoa; Arthropoda; Insecta; Coleoptera; Chrysomelidae.
UAUAAUUCAAAUUAUUGAAAACAUUUUGUGUGCGUUUCUUUCUACUAGUACUGUGAAUGUAAACAAUAUGUAUCAGGAAUUUUAUCAGUUUUAGAUAGAGAGGGCUGGUGAAGGCAGAUAGAAGAUGAUAGAUCCAUCUUCAUCUGAAGAGGACAGUGAAGAAGAACAUGGAACCGGUCACCAUGUUGGGCAUCAUCCUCAAUCGCAUCACCAUCACCAUCAUUCGACAAGCCAUUCACAUGUCGAAUCUUCACCAUAUCACCAAACUCAUGGUACCGAUUUGGGCAGCGGCAAUUUGGAAGUCCCAGCUCCAAAUGCAUCGCUGGGACAGCGUUCGUUAUCACCAUCCAGUGCCGUAUCGGCUGAAACGAUUAGCCAUAGUUUGGGGUCUUCCAGAGCAAAUUCCUUACCCCGACCCACCAGCCCGUCGCCAUCAGUUGCCUCAGAAAAAACCGAGGUAGAUCUUGUCGAGAAGCAGGAGCGCGAAGAAGAAGAGCGAAAAAGGAGAAUACAGCUUUAUGUUUUUAUAUCGAGAUGCAUAGCCUAUCCGUUCAACGCCAAGCAGCCUACCGAUAUGACGAGGCGGCAAACUAAAAUAACGAAACACCAGUUAGAAAGUAUCAUAAAUAGAUUUCAAAGUUUUUUGAAAGGAGAAACGCAAAUAAUGGCCGACGAAGCCUUUCAGAACGCUGUACAGAAUUAUUUCGAUGUUUUUUUGAAAUCUGAAAGGGUCGUAAAAAUGGUCCUAUCUGGUGCUUGUUCGCAAUAUGAUUUUAGAGAAGUUUUUAGGAAUAAUAUAGAAAAACGAGUUAGAUCUUUACCCGAAAUGGAAGGUUUAAGUAAAGAGACCGUAUUUACAUCCUGGAUGGCAAAGUUCGACUGUAUAUUAAAAGUUACCGACGAGGAUUCGAAAAGACCGUCUAGAAUGCAGCAAAAUAAUUUAAAUUCUGAAUUAAUUUUAUCUAAAGAGCAAUUAUACGAUAUGUUUCAACAAAUUCUCGGUGUGAAAAAAUUCGAACAUCAGCUGCUGUUCAACGCCCUACUGCUUGAUUCGGCCGAUGAACAAGCGGCGGCUAUCCGAAGGGAGUUGGACGGUAGAAUGCAGAAAGUGGCAGAAAUGGAAAAGAACCGCAAGCUAAUGCCAAAGUUCGUGCUGAAAGAAAUGGAGUCCCUUUACAUCGAAGAACUAAAAUCGUCGAUUAACUUAUUGAUGGCGAAUCUGGAGUCGCUACCAGUAUCGAAAGGAUCGAUGGAUUCCAAAUAUGGGUUACAAAAACUAAAACGCUAUAAUCACAGAUCGCAAGGAUCUUUAGCAAAGCUCGAAGGAGACUCCGCAGAUAGUGAUACACAGCUAACUAAGCUUGAUGUCGUUUUGACUUUUCAACUUGAGGUGAUUGUAAUGGAGGUGAGAGGUUUGAAAUCGUUGUCACCGAACCGAAUAGUUUACUGUACAAUGGAAGUAGAGAACGGUGAAAAGUUACAAACAGAUCAAGCUGAAGCCUCUAAACCCAUGUGGGACACUCAAGGAGAUUUUUGCACUACCCAUCCAUUGCCCAUCGUUAAGGUUAAGUUAUAUACUGAGAAUCCUGGAAUGCUUGCCUUAGAGGACAAAGAACUAGGAAAAGUUAUUAUAAAGCCUACUCCACUAUCAUCUAAGGCUCCAGAGUGGCACAAAAUGGCAGUACCCAAAAACCUACCUGACCAGGAUUUAAGGAUAAAAAUAGCUUGUAGGAUGGAUAAACCCUUAAACAUGAAACAUUGCGGUUAUCUAUAUGCAAUAGGAAAAAGCGUAUGGAAAAAAUGGAAGAAACGCUAUUAUGUUUUAGUUCAAGUAUCCCAAUACACUUUCGCAAUGUGCAGUUACAAGGAAAAGAAAUCAGAGCCGUCUGAGAUGAUGCAAUUAGAUGGGUACACUGUGGAUUACAUCGAGGCUUCUAGUGCCAACUUGAUGGUGGGAAUGGGUAAGCACUUGGAGGGUGGUAGAUAUUUCUUUAACGCCGUUAAGGAAGGAGAUAGUAUUAUUUAUGCGAGUGACGAUGAAAAUGAAUGUCAUCUCUGGGUUAUGGCUAUGUAUAGGGCCACGGGACAGUCUCACAAACCUACACCUCCACUUACUUUGCAGGAUAAAAAUUCGACCAUAUCAAAAAUUCAAGGCGAUGCGGAUAGAGCAAGAAAACAUGGAAUGGAGGAUUUUAUUUCUGCUGAUCCAUGCCAAUUUGAUCAUGCUAAUUUAUUUCGAUUAUUACAAAAUCUAACGCUGGAAUAUAGGCUAAACGAUCCAUAUUGUUCUUUGGGUUGGUUUAGUCCAGGUCAAGUUUUCGUUCUCGACGAGUAUUGUGCAAGAUAUGGCGUCCGGGGAUGCUAUAGACAUUUGUGUUAUUUAUCAGACCUAUUAGAUAGAGCCGAGAAGAAUCUUAUGAUAGAUCCCACCUUAAUUCAUUAUAGUUUCGCGUUUUGCGCAAGUCACGUACACGGAAACAGUAAUAACUUUAGACCGGAUGGAGUGGGAAGCGUCACACAUGAAGAAAAAGAAAAGUUUCAAGAGGUCAAAGAGCGCUUGCGCGUUUUAUUAGAAAAUCAAAUUACUAAUUUCAGGUAUUGUUUUCCUUUUGGUAGACCAGAAGGUGCUUUAAAAGCAACUCUUUCAUUAUUGGAAAGAGUUUUAAUGAAAGAUAUUGUCACACCAGUGCCUCCAGAAGAAGUUCGUGGAAUGAUUAAAAAAUGUUUAGAGACUGCUGCUUUAGUAAACUAUACUAGGUUAUCAUCAGAAGCUAAAAUUGAAGAAGAUUUACGGGGUGAGACUAUGGUUUCACCUAGUAAGAAAUUAGAUGAUUUAAUUCAUCUUGCUGAACUUUGUGUCGAUCUUCUACAGCAAAACGAAGAACAUUAUGCAGAGCAACUGCGCAAGGCAGACCGGCAACCGUCAAGUCAAGCAGCCUCAGCGGGCGCAAAUUCAAAUUCUAGUCAGCCAGCGCCCGCUCCAGGCACCCCUGGCGGCCGUGACGCCAAGCACCCUUCUGUGUCUCGCUAUUGCAUGCCUCAGCAUGCUACUUACACCCCACCAGAUCCUACGGCCUUUGCGUGGUUUAGCGACUUACUAGUUGAACACGCUGAAAUAUUUUGGUCUUUGUUUGCUGUGGAUAUGGACAGGGUAUUGGCAGAACAACCAGCAGACACUUGGGAUUCUUUUCCACUAUUUCAAAUCCUGAACGAUUACCUUAGGGCUGACGAUAAUUUGAAGAAUGGACGAUUUCAUCAACAUUUGAGGGACACUUUUGCACCGCUAGUGGUAAGAUAUGUAGAUCUUAUGGAAUCUUCUAUUGCUCAAUCAAUACAUAAAGGUUUCGAAAAAGAACGAUGGGAAGUUAAAGGUAUGGGAUGUGCAACAUCGGAAGAUUUAUUUUGGAAACUAGAUGCACUUCAGUCAUUCAUCAGAGACUUGCACUGGCCGGAUGCAGAGUUUAGGCAACAUUUAGAGCAGCGUUUAAAAUUAAUGGCUUGCGAUAUGAUGGAAUCAUGUAUUCAAAGAACGGAAUCUGCUUUUCAGCAAUGGUUAAAGAAAUCAGUAACAUUUAUAUCUACUGAUUAUAUCAUCCCAUCGGAAAUGUGCGCUAUGGUUAAUGUUAUAUUAGAUGCAAAGAACCAGUCUUUAAAGUUAUGCGCUGUGGACGGAAUUGAUCUGCAUCAAUAUCAUACCAAAAUAGAUGAUAUGAUAGAAAAAACAAAUGCUAAUAUGGUUCAAGGAUUAAUUAGUAAAAUGAUGUCGGUUCUUGAAGCCACGAUGUCCAAAUUGUCCAGGUAUGAUGAAGGAAGUCUUAUUGGUUCCAUUCUAAGCUUCACGAAUGUGUCUGGUUCCGGGAAAGACAUGGGACAAGGUUAUGUAAAUUUCACUAGAAAUUGCAUGGACCAGAUAAGGCAAAAAAUUACGGAUGAGCUGUGGAUUCUUACAUUCUUUGAACAGUGGUAUACAAGCCAAAUAAAUAUGUUGUGUAACUGGCUGUCAGAGCGUUUAGACCAUACUUUACAUCCUUACCAAUGUACGUGCCUUGCUCAUAUCAUAAAGAAAGUAUAUUCUGAUUUUGAACUCCAAGGCGUUAUGGAAGAUAAGUUAAACUCCAAAGCUUAUCAAACAAUAGCUCAAAGAAUGCAAACCGAAGAAGCCACGUGUGCGCUGACCAUGGGACAAGCCGAAAGUGGAAUGGACGGAGUAGAUGAAGAUGGCGAUAAUAGAAGUAAAACAAAAGUGACAAUAAUGGAAAGCUUGAGCGGAGAAGAUGGAAAUUUGGUUUCAAAUGUAGGAAACCUGAUCGGCGGAAAAGUUGGAAAUAUAUUCGGAAAAGGUCUGGGAGGAAUAGGUUCCAAAUUGGGCGGAGGAACUGGCAGUUGGUUUUAAAAUUUCGAAGUAGCAUACGAUAUAGCUUUUGUUUUUUGUUAUAUUUUGUACGAAAAAAUAUUUGGCCUGACUGAUGGUCUUCUUUUGUAAAAAUUAUACGUAACUGAAGUUUUGUAAAUAAUGUUUUUUAAUUUAUGGUUAUAAAUAACACUACGUGUUAGUUUUACGUGUUAAAGCUGUUAUUGAAUAAUUUUAAAACGCUUGAAAUCAUUCUACUUAAUUAAAUGAAGCCCAUAACGAUGAAUAUUAAGGGACCAGAGUUCUUAUUUAAACAUUUAAAUAAUAUAUUAAAACUUAACACCAAAACAUUAUUUUAAUAUUAUUCAAUUAUUUUGUAUAUAUUGGUGAUGUUAAAUGAAGGUAAAUCAUUCAAGUGUUUUAAAGUUAAAUUGUAUAUUUAACAGAUACAGGGCGUCUCAGAAUGUUUGUCUCAACUUGUACAUGUAAAAUUGGGAAAACAUUUUGCGACACCCCGUAUACUUUUAUUUGUUAGAAUUAUUAUUAUUUUGCUAGCUUUGAAAAGUACGGGUUGCCGUAGAAAUAAGAAAUUUGUGAUUUUUAUAUUUAAAAUAUAUAUUGCACAAAAAAUAAAUUAAAAGAACAUGUGGCAACCCUAUUAUAUUCAUAUGACAUAUUGAUUUUUUUUUAAUUUAUACAAAUUAAUGAAAGAAUCAUUAUCUCUUGCACUGGAUAUCAUUUUAUCAUACAAAAUAUAUCUACUUGAUAAAAAUUUUAAACAUAUCGUGUAUUUUUGAAACAUAUUUCUCAUAAAAUCAACUAGUUUUCAAUAAUUCUUACGUUAUCCAAUAUUAAUCGUUUCUUAGUAUUUUUCCUCACGUAGAAAGUAUAAUUUUUACUACGCAACUUGGUAUUGUAGCCUUUUAGGUUAAUAAGCAGAUAUUUAAACAUUUUUUAGACCAGAAAAAUUUCUAAAACAUCCUACAUACACUUCUCAGUUCUCAAAAUAAUCAACAAUUCAUACGUUAUAUCUGAUUUAAUAAGCUCAGAUACUGUGAGAGUUGUUCCAACAAUCAGUUUAACGAACUCAUAUACAUUUCAGAAUCAGGUAAAACUAUUUUUUGGGCAUUUGCUUCAAAAUGACGUCCAAAAAAUUAGUGGUUCUUAGUUCUUGGGUGUUCGUAGGAAUAAUCUUUCACGUCUUCCAAAGAAUGUAAAUAUAAAAAGAAAGAGUUCCGCUUUAACUUCAGAAAUGUAGAUACUUUAUACCUAUAUGUGGUUGUGAUUGAAAAAAAAAAACGGAAUUUUUAAAAACUACAUGACGUUAUUUUACAGAUUUUAAAAAAUGAUCUCGGAGUACGUGCUUUAGAAUGCAUUAAAAGAUAUAAAAAAAUAUAUCAGAUAUACGCGAUGAAUUAUAAAAUAGUUCACUGAACCUCUGUAGAAUUGAUCACCACUUAUUGCUUUAUUGCACUGUAUUCCGAAUUUGUACAUCAUUUUUCUCUAUUUCGGAACUACAAAAAAAAAAGGAUAUUUAAAGAAUACUCUUUUGCAAUUACUACUAAACCAGAUCAAAGUUGAAGUAGUCAUUAAAAAAAAACAAAUUGUUCUCUUUAUUUUGUCCAGUAUUAAUAGAAUAGACAUUCCAAUUUCCAAUUCGAAAUAAGGCAGAUAAUACAGAUGCCUGAAGUUAGCAUCUUAAAUCUCAGCAUAUUAUAUUUUAAGCAUAGUUCUUGUGGUAUCCGGUAUAGUUCUAUGGUUCUUGAUACUUUUUAUUAAUAGUUCUGUCGAAUUUAGUACCGAAAACUGCAAUUUAAAAAGUGACAAGUUCUAGAAUAUAUAUAUAACGCUUCUCAAAGAUAACUAGACUAUGUUGGCAUGGAAUAUCGAAGAAUUCUAGUCUCUAGCACUCUUAAAUUUUUUUUAACUAUUAGUAAUAAAGAGAAAUUAUAGACUAUAGUAAGAUGCAAGUAAAGGUACUGCAACAGUUCCGCCUCAUUCCUUAUGUAAAUUAAUAUGGGAAAGCGCUAAGGUUUAUUCUGCCAAUUUUUGUCGCUUUCAAGUACACGAGUCGAAGUUCGAAUAAUGACAGCUGUCAACUGUAACAUCUGUAACCUGUCAGUGGUGCAACUCGGCAAGCGACACUUCUAAGUGAUCCGAGAUGGCGAUCCUCGCUACUUCCAAAAGUCACCAUGAAAUAGCGCCACGUGUUACCAGUCAUAAGCCAAAAGUCUCAACUUUCAUUGAAUAGAAUCAAACAGGAAAAAAUGGGGGAGUGGGGGGGAAUUACAUGCGUUGAAGAGAAAAAUCAUCAAUGUCAAAGUCAAAAGGACCUAAGUUUUGGCGUCAUGUCACCAGGAGUUAGAUAUCAACAAAGACAUAGAGAGAGAGAGAGACUGAAAGGCAGACAAAUGGAAGAAGGAGGCAGACAUAUGAUCAUACGAACAGAUAAAGUCAUAAAAAAUUUUUACAAAUUCAAUUGGUAUUACAUCGAUGAGCAAGUAAACAAUGCGAUGCAGCUGUCAAAAUGAUAGGAAGGGGAAGUCAAAAAGAUCAUGGGUUUCGUAUUGAGAAUAAGUGGCAGGUAGAAAUCUCAUCGGUAUCGUUCAUUGGCGUAUCGUCAUUGACGAUAUUAAUAACAAUACUUUUUAUUGUUAAUUUACAUAAGGAAUGAGGCCGAACUGUGGCAGUACCUUUACUGAUGCAGUCAUAUUAUGAUGAGUUCUAGAAUAUGCAAUGCUUCCUCAUGAUAACUCUCUAGUACUUUUUCAGUAAUUUUAAGUAAUAAUGACAAACAUAAUUUAUAGACCAUACUGGGAUACUGGCACAUUAUGAUUAGUUCUAGAAUAUAGAAUAAAUGAUAUAAUAUGAAUUGCUUUUGUUAUUAAUACUUAAAAUUAUUCAAAAUUGCUAGAUGCUAGAACUUUUAGCGAUUCCAUGCAAAGAUAGUGUAGUUAUCAUUUAGAAUCGUUAUUCCAGAACUGGUAACAAUGUGCCAGCAUCUCACUAUGGUAUAUAAUUUAUAAUGCUAGAGGCUAGAACUAUUUGGGUCUCAAGUCAGAUAGGGUUAAGUUAUCAUUUAGAAGCAUUAUAUAUUCUAAAACUCGUCAUAAUAUAACAGCAUCUCACUAGAGACUAAGACUCCAUAAUUUUUGUUUAUUAAUAUUACUUAAAAUUAUUGAAAAAGUGCUAGAGGCUAGAACUCUCUGGGUUUCAGUGCAAAAAGAUUUAUGUUAUCAUUUAGAAGCAUUAUAUAUUCUACAACUCGUCAUAAUAUGACAGCAUAUCUCACUAUAAUCUAUAAUUUUUGUUUAUUAUUAAUACUUAAAAUUAUUUAAAAAUUCCUAGAGGCUAGAAGUCUUCGGGUCUCAAUGCAAAGAGAAUUAAGUUAUCAUUUAGAAGCUUUAUAUAUUCUAAAACUCGUCAUAGUGUGCCAGCAUCUUACUAUGGUAUAUAAUUUCUGUUUAUUAUUAAUACAUAAAAUUAUUCAAAUAGUUCUAGGGGCUAGAACUCUUCGCGACUCCAUGCAGAAAUAGUCUAAUUAUCACUUAAAAGCGUUACGUAUUCCAGAACUCGUUAUAAUGUGCCAGGAUCUCACUAUGGUCUAUAAUUUUGUUUGUUAUUAUUACUUAAAAUUAUUGAAAAAGGGCUAGAGGCUAGGACUCUUCGGUUCUCAAUGCAGAGAGUGUUAAGUUAUCAUUUAAAAGCAUUAUGUGUUCUAGAAGUUGUCAUAAUAUUUAUUUAUAAUGUUUUUAAGAGGGCCAGGGCUAUAAAUGAAAUAAUUUAGCUAUGCAAACUAACAAGAACUUUAGAACUAUUCAUAAACUAUCAAUUUACCGUCUGCUUUUUUUAAAUUUUAUUUUAUUUAUUACAUUGGGAGGCUAACUUCCGGCCCUUAGCAUCUCAUUUCAUAAAUUGCAGUAUUCGGUACUAAAUUCGACAGAACUAUUGAUAAACAGUAUCAGGAACUAUAGAACUAUAGCGGAUGCCACAAGAACUCUGCUAAAAUAUGAGAUGUUGAGAUUUGAGAUGCUAACUUCACACACCCAGAUAGUACCACCUAAAUAAAACAAAAUAAAUCAGAAAACUUUCGCAAUUAAAGAGUUACAAGAAGAAGCAAAUAAAUAGUCGUAACCUCGUUUUACAGUUAUUGGUGUUAAAGUAUAUAAAAAUAUUUUUUAUCACAUUUUUGGACUAAUAAUUUAUUUAUUUUAGAUGAUUAAUUGUAUAUAAGUAGCAACAUUAUUAUUAAAGAAAAGCAAAAUGAUUGAAUAGUUAUUACUAUUUAUAAAUAAAAAACAAAUUAAACGUUUAUUUACAUACUAAUGGAACACCCGGUGUGUAUGAUCUGAGAGUGACUAUAGACAAGCAAAACAUCCACGCUUAAUCAAAACAUCUACAUAUACAUUACAAUUAAAAUACAGUAAAAUAAAAAAAAAUUCAACUGUAAUGUCUACUUUUCAUUCAUUUUAUUUAUUUAAAAGAAGUAACUAUAGAAAAAAUUGAUUUAUUUCUAAUGAAAGGGAUUCCAUGAUCUUAUUUUGCCUUUCAAGUUUUUCCCGAUUUUUAAUUUAUGCCAUUACAUCUUAUCUGUAGCACAUUAAUUAUUAAUAUUUUUAGUCCUAGAGCCAACAUACAGAUUUGUGACUUAUUUUCUUAUGGCUGAAUUUAUUAUUAAAUUGUGCUAUGAUAGGUAUACUUCAUUAAAGCGCGACGUUCAGACUGGGGCGCUUAGGUAACUGUAGUAACUAUAGUGGUACGUACCUAUCAAAAAUUAGACUUAUUUUCUUAACAUUUUCGUUAUGUUCAUUCGACGAUAAGUACCCACCUACAAGAAACAAUAAACCCUCCAUCAUUUUCGCUGGACCAUUUUUUCUGGACUUAUUUUUAAAAAGCAAGAUAAAAAUGAUGCCUAAGAGCCCCAGUCUGAACGUCGCGCUUUCGUGAAUUCUUAGACACAUAUCACUCAAUAAGGGAGAGUGGGGGAAUUGUGCGCACUUAAGCGAAAAUAGUUAUAUCACUAAUAGCAUUGUUGCGGGUAAUGGUGCGCAAUUGUUAGGGAAUCGUGCGUAUUAAAAGUAAUAAGUAUAAGAUAAAACCAACACUAACUUUAAAAACAUUUAUUGAAGUCGUGAAUCAUAAUAUAAAAAACAUUAUACUAACUCCUAAUUUGGACGCGUUCCGUGCAAACGUAAACAACUGAUGUGAGUAAUGGCGUCAGUGAUGCUUAAAAGCCCGCGAAAUAUGAAAUAUUUUGAUGCGCACGAUUACCCGACGCGCACGAUUCCCCCACUCUCCCUUAAUAAAUUCAGACAUAAGAAAAUAAGUCACAAACUUGCAAUUUUGCUCUAGGAUUGUUUAAUUUCCUAUUUGAUUCUUGGAUUGUUUUACUUUUCUUGCAGUAUCUACCUCAUACAGUCUCUCCAUUGCGAGAACAACAAGAAACAAUUGCGUCACAUAAAUGUUAGGUACUGGAGUACAAAAUAGGUAUGGGGUUCAGCCCUAAUUACUACAUGCAUGUUAUCAAAGUUUAUUUUAUGUAGGAGUUGAACUGCAAAAAAGAGUGACGUCAAUUAUGAUGAUCGCAAUGGCUAAAUGUACGUCAACAGUUUUUUAGCCAAAAAAUUCAAAAAACUAUAGUAGUCGUUUUCUUUUUACAGGUACUAAAAGUUAUAUUCUGAUCUAAGCUAUGUUGUUAAAAGAACGCGAAUUUUAGUUGACAGGCGACGGGUCCCAUAUCAUCCGUUUAAAAACAAUCGAAAUUUUUAUCAAAUUUUAUAAUUUCUUCAACAUUCAACACUAUGAUCUUGCCCCCAGUUAUCAUAGUCUUUUAAUCUCUCUAAAAUAAUGAAUUCAUAGGAUAAGUUUGUUCGUAUGAUGCACAGAACACUCACUUUCUGUUAUGGUUUAUGGUUGACGUCAAGAUCCAUGUACCUUGACAUCGGUAAGGGGCACCUAGUGAUGUUAGGUUGGAAGUGGCAACAGGGCUUACACCGGCAUGGAUAUUUCCGUUGUUUAUUAUAAGAGCACAGCGGCUUACAAAUUUAUUUAUUGAUAAAAAUAAGUCGUAUCUGCGUAAAAUUCUUCUUUUUACCCCUUCUCUUACUUCUCACCUUUCGUCGCCUCGCCCCGUCCCUACAACUAGAGUGUAUCGAUUGUCGAAUUAAUCUUGGCAUCGUGAAUAUAUUUUAUCAAUGAAUGGUUAUAUCUCUGUUAUGGGGGGAAGAAAUAUUUUGACUUACAAUCACAAAAGAACGUACAAUUAAGCUUAGUCGAUGUAAGUUAGCUUAGAUUAGUGAUAAAAAGAAAGCGACUAUUAUAUUAAACUACAUUUACUAAUUUAUCGAAAUUUUUCAUAUUUCAACCUUGUUUUUGAUUCAAAUAUUUCUUAAAUUUAUUUUUAGUCAUAUUAUCUAUAACAUCUUUUCCAGAUUGUAUCAGGUACAGAUAUCACAUAAACAACUGAACGAAAUCAAUUCAUUCUUUGGUAAAUAUAAUUACAUUGACGGGUAAUUAGUCGCAGCAUUUUUAUAAAUCAAUAAUCAUUAAUUUUACGCAUUUCCGACAACAUGCCAUUGGUGAAUUUAUUUUAAUGAAAUUCGUUAAAUAAUAGAGAUAUAUUGCAAAUUUCUAUAACGUCAGCCAAUAAUAAGCAGUGACAACGUAGUGAGAGGCUAAAAUAAGACUUAUUACAAACCUGAAGUUUUGACAUUAGAGUUCUUGCCCUUAUACAUAUUUCUAACCUCAUUUAAAAAAUGUUAAAUUACAGUUCAUCUUUUUUGUUGUCUAUAAUAUUACAUAAUAUGAAAGAGGCAUUAGAAAUUAUUAUUUUAGAAGGUUUCGUUGACGAUGAUAUUAAAUAUUUAAUAUUAAAAAACUUCGAACUAAUACGAAUGUCGACGGGCGCACCCGAAAACUAUAAAGUCGGCACUAUCUGCUGCUCUAGAAUGUAAAUGAUGUGCGCAUGUUCAGUUGUCAAAAUAAGAGCGGCUAAUAGUGACUGACGUUAAGUGAACUUGCAAUAACUCUCUAAUAUCUGUAGUUUUAUGUCUAUGUUUGUCAUUGUUUCCAAUAGACAUGUCAUAAAAGCCAAUACUUUCCUUAAAAUAAGUAUUUUUAGGAAAUCUGUCAAACGUAAAUAACUGUUGAGUCGACCUGUGUUGACUGUUGGUCUAUUUUUGUGCCUUAAGUCAUAGAAGUGAAUUUUUUCGUUUUAUUUUUAAGUCGUAGACAACGUACAGAUGGUGCAAAUGUAGCAAAUACGCAAAAUUUCAACGUACAUAUAUUUUUGCCAAAGUGCAAUUUGAAAUUUUUGCACUAUUUGACACAAGUUGACUCAAUACAACAACUAACUGACAGAUUCCAAUACAUUUUUACUUACCGAUGUAUUUAAUAUGAUUAAGCAGUAUAUGAUUGUGUACAUAAAUUAUCUUUAUUAUUAUUAAAAUAAAAUGGUUAAUUCAAUCUAUUACGAAAUCAUAAUGGUAACUCGUAGAAAUAAAUUAAAAUAAAAGAUUUAUUGGAUUGAUUUAUAACAUUUAUAUGUCUAUUGGAUUCACUAAAGCACUAGUUCAUUAUUUAUCCAGUGCAAUUUUAUUUAAAUAAAUCGUUUUCCUUUUAAGGACUAUCGGCUUGUUGCAUAUCUUAAAAAUGAUAAGGAGAAAACUUGUUUUAUUAUUCAUUUAUUCUAUUGCAUAGAGCUGUAUCGUAUUAAUAAGACAGAGCAGACAAAGUAAGCAUGUUUUUAAACGUGGGAAUAUUCGAAACAAUUUUUGAAAGGGUUGACCAAACAUUUUUUAUCCUGUACUCAGUAAAUUUAAGAAAAUUUAGGUAUCAACACUAAACAAAUGAUCUUGUUACAUAUUUGUUUUUGGUCUUUUGGUAUAAAAAGGAUUUAGUAACGUAAACAAAUUUCUUUGUAAAUUCUUUUCUUUGUUGAACUUUUUUGAUAACAUAAAUAGGUAUUUGAAAAAAAAAAUAGGUCACUUAUAACAGUUUUCUAAAAGUUGUUAGAUACCCCACUCUAAUCUAGUAUUCUAUUAUUUAUAUAAAUAUAAUUAGCGACGAAGUAACGGUCCUAGUCAGAUAUUCAAAUUUUAAGAGCCGGCAAAAACUACAUUUAUUUUUAUUACCACUUUACUCUCCUAUAACAAUCUGCAAACUUUUAAACCAUGCAUUUAAUAACUAGAAAGUCAAGUUAGAUCAAAUAUUAUAGUUCUGGUGAUAAAACCUAUUAGAUGUGCAUUAUAAACUUAACUUAGCCCUAUUUCUAAUUCCUAAGAUUUUCUCAAUUUUAUGAACAGUACCACUCAGAAAAUUUAUAAUAACUUUAAAGACAGAAAACAGUAAAAAUAUAUUAAUAGAUAUAUAUCUGUUACAAACAUCUUUAUCAGAGUUAGUUAGAAAUUUAGUCCUAUCUAUAAGACUAAAUCGGUUAUAAUAAGAAUAAAGUCUUAGAUAAUUAUAAAGUUCGACAUUUCAUAUUAUACUCUGUAUGUAUAUCUGUCAGAUUAGGGUUCAAUCUUCCUACAAAUAAUUAUAGUUAGAACAUUUUAACUCUAAAUAAGAACAAACAGUUCUAUUUGAUUGCCUGCUUUAAAAUUAGAGUACGACCGUUAUUUUGACACUGGUUUUCCUAGAUUUCAUUUAUUUUAAAUCUUAGAUAAUAAAUGGUUACUGUGCCAUGCUCUGUUGGUAAAAUUUGGUCAAACCUUCAAGUUUGAAAGCUGGGCAUCGCGUCUUAUAGUAACCACACACAUUUAAUUUUUAUUAGAUUUUCGUAAUAUUUUGAGCUCAAAAACAGAUCCGCAAUGGAUUUGUAUGUAGGUUUGAUUCUGAAUGAAGCUGUUUUAUGAGAAUCUAAUAAAUGUAGAUGAUGCGUUGUUGCCCUUAUUGAAAUAAAUCCUAUGAGUUAAAAAUAAAAUAAUAUUAAAUCUUCACAUUCAAAUUUAAUAUCUAAUAAAGUUCAGUAUUGAAAAAGUAUCUUUAACGAUUACUGCAUGCAACCUUAAACUAUAGUUAUAUUUCACAACAAACAUUGACGAGUAUAUAGGUAUAUUAUAGUUUUCAAUUUGUAGAAUCCUUAUCAGAAUCUUAAAAUAAUAAAAAUAUAUCAUUUUUCUGGAUAGAAGAAGCUAUUAUUUCUCAUAAAAUUACUAAUUAAACCAUUAUAAAAUUUUAUAAACAUUUAAGAGAUUUUACAAAUUGAAUAACUAAAUUUUGUUGACAAAUAAUUUUUGAGUAGAUAGGAAAAAUGUAGUAUCGAAUUAUUACAAGACUCCUCAAUGUCUGGUUGUUUUCUUAAAAAGUCUUACUUCAACUUUUGAAAAUUGUUAUAUAAAUAAUAUAUGUAUAGAAUGCUUUUAUUUAAGUUCUUGUAUUUAUCAAACCUACUUAUAAAUUCUUGAAUAGAAAAUGCAAAUAAAUUUAUAAACCUAACAAAAUAUUCUUUCUUAAUAUGGAAUUAAAGUGCAAUAUAGUUGAUAAAUAAUAAAGAACCUGUUUUUGUUGUGAUCUAUUAUUAGAAACUAGUUGACUUUUACAUAUGGGCCUGUGAUGUCAACAAAAGCAUUGCUAUAUAAAUUAAUAAUUUCCUAAACUCUAUACAAAUGUUAAAUAUGUACGGGCCAUAUACAUAUUGUUAUGUUCAACUGACA